Messenger RNA from Leucoraja erinaceus (little skate), 5542 nucleotides. RefSeq names its product guanine nucleotide-binding protein G(I)/G(S)/G(O) subunit gamma-12-like. The record is from RefSeq and is a predicted model, not a curated record. Gene Ontology annotation, biological process: G protein-coupled receptor signaling pathway. Gene Ontology annotation, molecular function: G-protein beta-subunit binding. NCBI's taxonomy places the organism in Eukaryota, Metazoa, Chordata, Chondrichthyes, Rajiformes, Rajidae. Gene Ontology annotation, cellular component: heterotrimeric G-protein complex. The transcript is spliced from 3 exons. Bases 189 to 395 code for a protein of 68 amino acids.
CGGUGACGCUGACGCUGACGGUGGACGUCAACUGGUGUUCCUGACAAAACGCACCGAGAGGGAAGGCGGCGGCGGCGGCGAUCUUUGGUGGUGACGGUGACGGUGCAGCGAGAGACGGAAGUGGCUGGCGGACAACUUCACAUAAAAACAUUUCGGCGGAGAUAUUGGCUUUGAAAAUACCUUAAAAAAUGGCUAGCACAAACAAUAUAGCACAAGCAACGAGGACAGUUCAGCAGCUUAAAAAAGAGUCCAAUAUUGAAAGGAUAAAGGUCUCAAAGGCUUCAGCAGAUCUUGUGCGCUACUGUGAAGAACACGCCAAAAACGACCCUCUGCUCAUGGGCAUCCCAACCUCUGAAAACCCUUUCAAAGACAAGAAGCCUUGCAUUAUAUUAUAGUCACAACUUGUGCGUUCGACCUUUUUUAAAAACUGACCAAUAAUAGAACAUGUUAAUGAUGCUAUCUUUAUGCCCUCUGGUAUUCACAAAAAUGCAAUUUAAAUAUUUUCCAUGUUAAAUUGUUCACUCUUUUUGCCCAUUUCAGAAAAUAGAAUAGGGAACAUCUUGUGAAUUCAAACCAAAAGGGUAUGUUUAAAAAAAAUUAUAUCUCAAUAGAGUAAUGAAGAUUGAAUAAUGAAGAUAAAUAACAAAUUAUAUGUCUUUAUAUUUACUGUUUCCUAUAUUCAUGCAAAAGUAUGCAGUUUUUAAACUUACAAAUGUAUUUGUGUAUACUUAACUGAAACCAACAUUGUAAUUAUUAAUUUUGAAAUGGAUCUUUUCCAAUUCAUUAUUAUGCCAAAUUUUGUCUAAAGUGCUAUAUCUUCCCAUCACCUCUGAUUUGUAUGCCUCUGUCUGCCUUGUUCUUCACCUUGCCAUAGAUUGCAGAUUAUUCUCUUGCCUCAGCCUGACUCUUUGAAACUUCCUACACAAAUCCUCCUCCCGUAAACACUGCCUUAAACUCAUGGUUUUAUGAUCUCUCAAUUUUCCAUAGAUAGGACAAUAUCACCUUAAUUGUUCAGAUCCAUCAGAUAAACCACUGAUUAAGAUUUCCACAAACUAAAUAUCAUAAAAGCAGCAAAGUGGUUUGGUCCAUUCCAAGCAGAGUAUACAUGUUGUUUGUUUCUAUAUUCAAUGUCUGAAAUGUAGGUGUAGUAUGUAUGGAACAUUUUUGUCAAAGACAAUAGCAAAACAAAGAAUGUGCUGUGAUCUUGUUUGACUAGUACAGCAAGUAAGUUGUCUAUUUUAAUAAUUGAAAAUUGUAAAACCAUGCAGUAAUGUAGUAAGAUUACAAAUGUCCAGUUUGAGAUGAGAUUAAUCCUUUAAGUAACUGGACUAAUUUAUGUAAGGAAAAAUAUUUGCAAAUCAGUCAAUCUUACCUUUUGCAUUUUAGUCAUAGAUCGUAAUACAACAUGUAAACAGACCCUUUGGUCCAAUUGCCCAUGCCGACCAAGAUGCCCCAUCUAGACUAGUCCCACCUGCCCGCGUUUGGCCCAUAUCCCUCUAACCCUUUCCUAUCUAACCCGGCCAAAUAUCUUUUAAAUGCUGUUAUGAAUCUGCCUCAACUACCUCUUCUGGCAGCUCGUUUCAUAUACCUACUGCCCUCUGAAUGGGGAAAAAGUUACCCCUUGGGUUCCUAUUAAAUCUAGCCCCUCUCAUCUAUGUCCUCUGGUUCUUGAUUCCCUUACCCUGGGCAUUCCCAGUUGACUGUGCAUCACUUUAGUACAUUCGCAUAUUAAUUUGAUGAACUAGGAUCUUUGUUCAUUGGUUGCAUUCUUCUUGUGGUCACUGCAUCAUCUGUAUCUGAAUUUGGAAAUUGGCAGCAUUAUUUACAUUUCUAAUAUUCAAAGAGUAUGCAGUAUUAACCAUGACAUUACUUUAGUUCAAUGCAAAAGCAAAAUACCAAUUUUUAAAAGUACUUGCCAAAAUGAUUAUAUAAUGUCGCAUGUGAUUUGUUGAUGUGCAGAUAAUUCAUCUUACUGAGAUGACUGCACCAUCCAUUAAGUUGCUCACGUAUAACUUUGCUUGUCCACAAUGUAGAAUGACUGCUUAUUUUAACAAAGAGCUCCCAGUCUUUGGUUAUUUUGAAUUUCAGGAGCUUGACCUUGAUAUUUCUGAUAUUAAUUCUGUUUGUAGUAACCUUCAAAAACGUUUAACCUAGUUUUAAGUCUGCCACCAUCUUAUUUCUUAAAAGUCGAUUUUGACAGCAUUAACACCAGAAGAGCCUCAUUGAACGUGCCAUCUUAUGGUCUUCUGUAAUUACAACUGAAAACAAUUUUUACAGCACCAUUUGAACUUUUGUCAGCAUCUACAAAAUAAUGGCCAAGAUUUCAAUUCAUUUAUGCAUCUUGAAAAAUAACAAAGCUACCCAAUUAGAAUGUCAAAUAUAUUUGCUGAUCUAUUUAUUGCAGCAUUGCUUUAGGGAUUUAUUUUGUUUAAUAAUUCAGCUUUCCUCGAUGAUAAACUCUCACUUAUACAUUCAACCCCCCUUUUUCACUUGCGUGUAAUACGUGGUUAUUUUCAAUAUAAUACUAAAUGUUAGUUUUUGAGAGGUUUUCUGCUGAUUGCCCAUAAUGCAGUUUACUAUAAAAGAGACACAAAAUGCUGGAGUAGCUCAACGGGUCAGGCAGCAUCCUUGGAGAACAUGGAUAGGUGAAGUUUGGGUCUGGACCUUUCUUGUUCUACAAGCAGUUUAUUAUAGUCUUUAAGACCCAUGUCUUGAAAUGGGUCAUUCUGCUGAGUUGCUAAGUUUAGGUUGCUCCCAAUAGCCAAGUAUUUUCUAACUUAAUUACCUAACAUCCCAGUUGGAGAUCACCUAAUGGAAUCUUUGGUGGUAUCCUUCAGCACUUCGUGCCAUAAUAUGUCAGUUUUAGUUUUGUUCUAAAACAGAAUUGCGGGAGAUAUCUUGAAACACCAAUGGUGCUGUGAAAUGGAAGACUAGCAUGGUGAAAUGCCACAAAUAUUUACUAUGACAAUGCCAAUAAGUUUAGUUUUUCCUUAAAGUGCCUUUUUUGUUCGCACUAUUUUUGAGAUUAAGAUUAAACAACAGACUUGAGUUUUAUUUAUACUUUCAAUAGACUUCCAGCUCUUGCAGUUUAAAAAAAACUGAACAAAUCAAUCGUAUAAUUUUUGUACAAGUUGGCCACCACUGGCACAUUAAAACCAAAAUGUACUUAUUUUGGCUUUAUUCAGUCAUUCAUGUUAAACUUAUUGCAACAAUCAGCUGUAGGAUAUUAGCAGGUCAAGCAGUAUAGCAGUAUAUUGGAAAGAAAUGGUAGACCUUUUCUUUCCCAUCCACAGACACUGCUCAGCCUGCUCAAUCUUCCUCCGGCAAACUGUUUAUUGUUCCAGAUCCUAACAUUUGCAGUUUCUUGAACUCCAUGGUAAAUUUAUUUAAGCUUACUAAAAACAUUUCUUUUUAUACCCUGUCACAUUUUAUACUUUUCAUCAUCAAAGAGAAUUUCACUACAAACACUACGAAUUGUGGCUUUUCAUUAUGCCUUUUAUCAUCCCACAUAGAACAAUUAAAACUCCCGCCCCUUCAAAUCUUUUUGGAAAUGUUCCAUUAUUUUACAAAUUAAGAUGAUCAUCAAGUUUGUUCCAUUUACAGUAAAACUUUCAUAGACUGAUACCCUCAAGACUGUGCAGAACUAGCAAAUAUUAUUAGAUAUUACUGCUAUUGGAGAUAUUACUCAUUGUGCACCAACACAUUUAAAAUGUCCUGGUAAAAUGUAUUUUAAAUGCCUUACAGUUGUAUACAUAGUGCAUAUGAAAUUGAGUCCUGGUGAGUUUAAAUGGAGCAUGGGAAACAAAUAAUUAAGGCCGAUAAAUAAUCAGAUUUCCCCAAAUAAUUGGAUAAUAAAUGAUAGGACAUUUACUUAGGUUGUUUUCCAAUUCCAUAAACUAAAACUCCAGAAAAUACAGAAUCAGGAUACUGUUAUCCAAUACUUUCUCAUUCCUUUACAUUGUAUGAAGUGGUCCAAUCACCAAGAUGCUCUUCAACUAUGAAUUAUCCCCUUUAUUCCCUAGUAUUUGUUUUUGCAUUCGGGUUAAGUAAUUAUUCAACACAUCAGCAAAUGUUUCCUCUGUACUUAAUUCCUAUUUGUCUACCUCCAAAGUGGAUAAUCUCCCAUCUUCACUUUGAAUUGAGUAUAUGUGUGUAGGGCAACUUCCUAUUUAUGCUCAGUGGCCAUAAUGUAGACUAUAGUGCUCUCAAAGCCCAGCUGAAGCCAAUUCAUUUUUUCUGUUAUUUUUUUCAUUAAUAGUUUUCUUGCACAAGAAACCGCUAUAUAAUGACUUUCAUAUUGGUAAAGUUGAAUAAGGGGCACAGGUGUGCAGUGUGUAUCUCUGGGUCUGCUGCUGAAUAGAUCAUUUACUUUUCACCAAGUGAAAAAAUAUGUUAAAGGGAAGAAAAAAAAUCAGCUUUUAACUACAGUGAUAAGUUGAACUUUCGAUGCCUCGGUGUGCAGGAAAGGAUUGUAUGUAGACUAUUUUAACUAUAAGCCUCACUUUUUUUUGUUGAAUGGAAAGGUUAAUGGUCAUAAAUACAUUGUUACCUUUAUCAUUGAGAUCUACAUCCAUUUAAUUUCUUUAUUAGAAGCCUCGUUCUUUUCAAACAAAUUGCCAGAAAACGAGAGAAAGAAAACAGGAGUGCAGUAAAUUGGGAGUCUAUUUAUCUCUGAAAUCUGAAUUUUAAUCCACUUCAGGCUGAUGUUUCUGUCUAUAUUGGACUAAUUGCAAUCUGGUUGAUGGUGGGUCAAGGUCUACAAUUUAGCACUAAUUUGCCAAACAUACUGAAUUUUUAAAUAUAGUUAUGGUUUUUUUUUUUUUACUUCAGUUCUCGUACAUGGGAAACUCUUUUUUAACGUCAUGUCCAACCUUGGAACAUUUGAUUGGAAUCUUGGACUCCAAUGAAAUAGAAUAUACCAUUUCCCAGUACUAACUGUUUCUCUCCUUGCUGGCCCACAGAAUUAAAAUAAUUCAAAAUGAUAUGCAUGAAUCUUCUACUUGAGUCUGAUUAGAAUUGUACAUGAGGGCUCCAUGACACUUAAAGCCUCUUGCCAUGACACGCCAUGCUGCACAUUGGUGAUGUUUAUUUUAUGCCUCGGAUUUAAUAUCCAUACCAUUUUUUGAAUAAUAUAGACUCAACAUAGUAAAAAUGAUGUACUGUAUUUUGUACUCUUGAUUUGGUAUUCUUCUGAUGUUAACUAGGAAGCCUAAGGUAUCUUACGUAUUCAUUUAUUCUGUAGUUGCCAUUUUGCAUUGAACCUAGUUUCUGUAUGCUUGAUUUAACUUUGUUUUAAAAUUGAGUUCUUCUUUAGGCAUACUCAUUUUGAAGGAUAAAAUUCAGUACAACUUAAUUUUUCUACUUGUGCUAUUUGCCAACACUACAGAAUAUUAGCUCUCAAAUAAUUGUGCAUAUUUGUCUUUAUUUCCGCAGUUCAAAUGUAAUUAUGAGAAAGGUAAUGAUAGCAUUAUACUGUUGUGAAUGUGCUCAGUAUUGUUGAUGCAAUUACUCCAUUUAUUAAUAAACUCUGUAUUGUAUAACA